AUCCGUUUCAUCGUCUGUCGUAUUUCUUCCAUCCUCACUCUCACUCUGACUGUCAUUCUUGUUUAUUGAAACCGAAUUGACAUCUUCCACGUCUGUCGCUAUCAUCUUUGUUACAGACACUACUCGAGUCUUUGUAAUCGCAUUCACAGCUAAAGAUAUUAUAUUAUCGUACCUUCAUCACCACCUUCAUCCUCCUGUCUAAAUAUACAUCGUGAAUACGAAAACGUUGAAACUUUCCUUUCGAAUUAGAGUAUCAAAAUGGCCGACACAGAGGAGCCCCAGUUCAACACUCUAGCUGAGCGCAUUGCUGCUCUCAACAAACAAAAGAGUUUCACAGGUGCCCCAAGCCAAAGUCCCGGACCAGUUCGCAAACGACCGCCGCCUCCUCCCCCUCCUGGCCGCCCAGCAAUUGAAUCUAGAAGCCAGACGGUACCAGCUAUUUCGACCACUUCAACACCGUCGCAGAGUAAUCCAGCGAUUCCUCCUCGCCCUACGCGAAAAGCGUCGACACCACAAUUAACAGCGCCGAAUGGUCAACAUGAUGUCCAACAACGAGCCCCGCCUCCGCUCCCAAGUCGGACCCCAACUAUGCAGUCCGCUCCGUCUUUACCACCAAGGCGACCCUCAACGCAGUCUAGUCUAACAGUGCGGCGGAACUCUGGCUCGUCAGAAAGAUCACAGAACUCGGCGAUAUCUUCGUUAUCUACGGGCAGGCCUCCAUCAUCAGUGACGAGUGUCAACUCUGAUGGAGCCGGCUAUAAGUUGCCACCUGCUUAUGAUCCCGCAAGUCUCCCCAAACUUCCUCCAUCAAGAAGAGAAAAAGAAGCGGCCGUCAAGGAGGCAGCGAAACCCAAUCGUGCUCCGCCGUCACCGCAGCCUCCACGGGCUAUUGAGCCUGCGCCUCCAGCUCGACCUAGUCUGCCACCUAGGCUGCCUUCACGCCCAGCAAAACCACAAGCGGAUGCUACACCUGAACCACAAGCGGCGUCGCAACCCAGAAAGUUACCCCCAAGGCCAUUGGUGAACUCAAAAGCGAAGACACCGGUGAUUCUUGGGUUUUCAAACAAGGACAAACCCAAAGACUCCCAGCCAGCACUACCCACACGGCCUCCGAUCCCAGGCCGCUCACAAUCGGGAGAUGAACCACCGCCGGUGCCGCUCUCUUCUCGACCCUCAGUCGCCCAGAUUGAAGCGUUCGAGACGCGGGCUCUUACUCCAUCUGCCCCAGUAUAUGGAUGCCUAAUAUGCCGGGACUGGAGCGAUCCAGAUGCUGUAGCUGCGCAGUAUCCUCGAGAUACUGUGCCGAGGGAUGACCCGGUGGGUUAUCUGGCUCAGGUUCUUUGUGGCCCAUUUCCCUCAUACACGGACAAAGCGCGAGCGAUCUUUACUUGGUUCCAUCACAACAUUAGUUAUGAUACCGCUGCAUUCUUUGGCAAUAAUUGUGUAGUUGUCACCGGUCACGGGAAGGGCUUUGGAUACACUCCGCUCAAGAAGGGCGAGCGCCCACCAAGAGCAGAUCCAACCGGACAUGCUUGGAACGCAGUGCGAAUCGAUGGCGGUGACUGGAAGUUACUGGACGCAUGCUGGGGUGCCGGACAUGUAAAUGGGCAAAAUUACGAGCCCAAAUUCUCUCCUCUACAAUUUACCAACGCCAAUGAGAACUUUGGCCUCAGACAUUUCCCGUCCGAAUCACGAUAUCAAUUCAGGGCGGACGGCCAACCAGUCACGUGGGAAAACUACUACACUGGAGGAAUUGAUGGCGAGCCCCAUGGAAUGUGCUCAACUACAGGUGAAGAGGGCAUCGCCGAGUCCAGUGUAGAGCCGAAGCAGCGGCAUAUACCUAUUGACAGCGGUGAGGUUGUGCGAUUCCAAUACUCAAAGGUUUGCGAACACUGGUCAGAGAAGAUGUGUGGCGGUAAAGAGCGGCUGGUGCUCCUCUGCCUUCCCCGAGGCGAUGGUCAGAAGGAAGAGAUGAUACCCAUGGAAACGAACGGAUACUGGUAUUGGCUUGACGUUAAUGCAAGCGAUCUCGGGCCUCGGGGCAAGUCGGUACGGCUGCUUGUUCUCACAAAGUUCGGAGACCGCGAAGAUGCAAGGGGAGUCACAGGCAAAGAAUUCCUCGCCAAGUUCGGUAGAUGCGCAAUGGGCUGGUCGUACCUUGUUACAUGGGACUUGGUUUGAGGCCUCUUAUCUGAUAGUCACAUACUUGGCGUCUCCUGAUGGUACUAUAUAUCUGCAUGUUGCAGUCUGGAAAGACUUGGCGAAUACACGCCUCAUCAUAAAAUCUCCGUCCCGCACCUCGGUGCAUGAACUAGACACCUGACGACCACUCCCUCAGGAAAAUGAUAUGGACCAUCUUUUAGUGCAGAUGGUGAGUUUAUGCACUGGAAACUCGAUGCUUAACAGGAACAGGGGCGUAUCAUCAGUUCCUGAAUGCUACGUUCCAAGUUGCCUCUUUCGGCAUUUUGAUGAAUGUAAUACGAGAGGGUAGCAGAAAGUCGGUACCCAUGUUCCCAAUGAGAUAUAUGAUGAUGUUUGCUAGGUGGUAUUGUCAUUGACCGGGUUCUAUAAAGCACCAUAGUACUGAGGAUCGACAGGCAGCUCCUCCCGUCGAACUUGACUUCUUACCGCGAGGGGUAUAGUGGAUCUUCAGGGUAGAACCGAACGACGAGAAUUGGUGCCGAGACAUCUUUUAGAUGCAUCUUUUUCUUGGACCUCAUCUUGGCAAUCCCCAUGACGCACACAGGGGCUGUGCACCUGUUGAUGAUAUCAGAAAUGGCAUCGUGUACAGAUUUAAGUUUAUCACAGGUACUUCAGUUUUGCUUAUGGUGCAAUUUGGGGAUGGCCAUUUGUGCAUUAGUAGGUAGGGCACUAUGUACUAUAUAGGAGCUUAAGAGAACUCAUGAGAGCGAAAGGUAAGGUAUCAUGAGUAAUCGGCUUUUACAAGCUAGAAGAGUGACCAAAGACGGAAUACUACCCCAGCAGCCUAUCUAUCCACGAGUAUCAAAUGCGAAAGACUAUAAAACGAGUUA
Molecule: messenger RNA, 3032 nt
Organism: Fusarium odoratissimum NRRL 54006
Lineage: Eukaryota; Fungi; Ascomycota; Sordariomycetes; Hypocreales; Nectriaceae
Exons: 2
Coding region: 259-2181 (640 amino acids)
Source: RefSeq, a predicted model, not a curated record